CUCGCUUCUGUCCAUCCUUCUCCAUCUCUGCGUUUCCUUUUCUUCGUCUUUUUCAUCGUCGUCUCUAUCCUCUUCGUCAUCGUCGUCAUCGUUCUCUCCUGCCACUGCCUUAUUCCUCGUUUGCGUCCUAUUUCAACCGUCUAUUUAUCUCGUCCGUCUUUCUCCAUUUCUACCGUUCCCCCUUCAUCAUCAUCUCCUCGUCAUCGUCGUCAUCGUCCUCUUCGCCCUCUUCUUCCACUAUUGCCCCGACUCGUCGCUCGCGGUCUCGACCGUCUCUCCCUCUCUCUCUCUCUCUUUCUCUCUCUCUCUCUCUCUCUCUCUCUCUCGUAUCUGCCUCUCUCCGUCCGUCUGUCUCCCCUUUUCCGUCUCUCGCUUCACUCGCUUCUCUCUUCUCGCGUAAGAGAGGCACGAGAGGAGAGAAGGGGCAAAGACGCUUUUAGACACGGAGCGUCCACGAGCGUCGCGACGCCUUGAGAAGCAGUAGUCGCGUACCUUAGGCAGCUUCCACCUUGCCGGCUCGCGGCUGUACGUAACGUGAUUCUCCUCGAGGUCUCUGCUCGACGCAGCAUCCGGCUGUCGCGGACGCGUUCCAUCGCGUCACGUUCGUUUCGCCUCGCCUCUGGAUGUCACUCCGACUCCUGGAACAUUACUACGAGAACAAUCAGUGGUUCUCAGUUGGAGAACGCGUGCACCGUUCUCUUAUAUCCAGCACAGCUUCGAGAUCUCGUCGAGUCUCUUCCGGUCAGGACGUCGAGGAUCGUUUCGCAUUGUCAAGGAAUCAUCGGAGGAUCGUACAGUUGGUUCUCGCCUUGGGUUCUCGUUUCAACGAGGUUCACGCGAGAGAGUCUCUGUGAUUAUCUGCCUCGCCGCGAUCUCGCGCGAUCGAUGGUGCUCGGGAGGAUCGAUUUCGAGGAGAGGGACAGCGUGUCGUUCGCGGGCACGAAGGAGAGGCCGCGUAGCAAGAAGGCCGAGUGGUUAGCUGAAUUUCGGGGAUCCGCGAAGUCUAAAUUAAUCUGGAGCCCGUUGUUGUUGAAACUGUGAGCCUGCUGCUGGCUGGCGUAAAAAGAGCGUAAAGUUUCGCACGCCGAAUAAAAAUAAGCGUGAUACGGGGAACCAAGAGAGCUGGAUCUGCCUCUGCUCCGCGCAGGUUUACGCGUGUGCCGCGCCGCAGGAACAAACUGGUGAUUUCCUGCUCGACGAAACAAGUGGCCGUUCAACGCGCCAGAAGAACAGUCUUCGACAACGUUCCAUUCGUCGCGAUCCUCCUUCCAAAAUAGAGAAAAACGGGGACGAAAACCUCUCGUUCUGCUCUCGCCGCGACGUAUCAUUCCGUUUGACGUAUCCUCCAGCUUGCCUCAAGUACAAACAUACCUCCGAUCCACCACUCCGAAUUCUCGAACGAGCGUCGUUCUUCUCGAAACUACGUCGUUACAUCCGAUCCAGCCAGAAAGCUCGACAGUGUGAAAGCUCAGGUUCCUCGGCUGUGACAGAUCCGACAACGUGUACAAAAGUGCCAAAGUGCAAAAGGUCCCGGUCCAUUCCAUUCGUCGCACUCGUUCACGAGAUCCUCCAAGUGUUAGUUUCCCGGCUUCGUUUCUUCGAAUGUGUUAUCCUGGUGGCGGGCGUCUCGUGUGACGUGAGCGGCGAGUGAAUCGCCACGCGUCUCCCUCCGGCAAUGACAUAGCGGUGGCUGUUGGAGCAAAUGGUCGGCUGCUCGGCUGCUCGUCGGUGGGUGAUCGUGUCCAACGAGUAAAAAUAAUUCCGCGAAAGUGGUUCGCGUGGCGAGGAAGGAAAAGGACGCGACGAUGGCGGAGCGUCCUGGGGGUAGGAGACGUUCGCGUCGGGACAGUAUGGAGACGGGCGGCUCGUUACGAGGCACGCCGCCGACCUCCAAGGAUCGAAGGACCAAACGAUCGAGCAAACCGUCGAAGGAACGAUGGCUGCUCACGAGGAAAACGUGGCGUUACAUGGCCGACGCCGGCAGACGUUUGAUACCGGAUGGAACGCACAACAGGCCGGAGGAUAUCCCAAAGAUAGAGCAAUACUUUCAGGAAGUAUGCCAGAAGGAACCGAGGUUUCUGCUUUGGAGGAAAGCGUCGUACCCAGGGACGUUGGCCUUCCGAUCGCAGGCCAGGCGUCGAAGGCAGAUAAAAGGUGGCAGUUGCAGAACGAAGGCAAGUUCUGCCGACGAGGCUGACGAUGUCAGAAACCAGCCACAGGGUUCUUUCGUUAUUCAGACCACCACGGCGGGGAAGUUUGACCUAGCGAAAGCCAAGAGAGAGUGGUUGAUGGCGUCGGAAGGAGGCAGCAUUCCCUCGAGUCCUGUGGAGCAUAGGAAAUUCAUGCAGGAAGACUCCGAGAUUAAAGCGCUGGCCGACAUGUUGCAGAAGUACCUGAACAUGCAGAGCGACGUCGCUGGCACGACGAAAUCGGCGGAAAGAUCGGGGCCGCUCGCUCUGAUGGAUGGAAAGGAACCUUUCGACUAUCAAAAUUUGAUAAGCAAGCUUCAACAUCAUCUGGAUUUAAUGCUCGCCCAGGCCAAACUGGAGGAACUGUCCGUUCAACGAGCUCUGACGACGGAGAAGGACGCGGAGAAGAUUUCCAAGUCCAUGCAGCCGUAUCAGGGCGACUACGUGCACAAAUCGCUGAUGGAAACUAUUGGUCGUUAUUACAGUAGGUCCGGCACUCGGGAACACGUGAUCUCGGCUAUUCUAACGGACCGAAAGCUAUUGGAGAAGCUGUACUUCGACUUGAGGUGCACCAGGGGUUUCCGAGGGCCACGUGCCACCGGCGCCUACACGUCACCAUCCUCCCGCUGGUGGUCUCACCAACGAACCAGGAUACCGUCAAAGGAAUCCGAGGAUUGGCUUUCCGUCAGAAGAGAUCCUAUCUCCCCGCCGCCUCUUAUAGCUGUCCAAGAGCCCAGUACCGAUCGUAGUCCCACGGACAACGGUGUGCAAACGGAUCCUGUCCCACGCGAGGUUCUCGACGCUAUUCUCUUGGAAAAGGAGAAGGAGGAAUUAUCGGCGAAAGAAGUGCACAAGCCUACUCGCAGGCGAAGCAGCGUGGACAACGACGACGUUUCACCGUCCGUCAGCGACACGAUCAAAAGGUACCUUCGAAUGGCUAGAAAGAAAUCGAUGGACGCCGACAAGGUGGACAGAUUCAAACGGGUGAACUACGACAGAAAUUUGAGGAACAUCAAGGCGAAGGGGGAGACGACCAGCCUCGGCGAGGACGAUGGCAAUAACAAGGGCUGCCAGACCGAGGACAACUGGGCUGUUAAUUACAGAGAGAUGUCCUCGACGGAGAAUCCGUCGGAAAAUUUGUCAGACGCUGAAACGACCACUUCACCACCGAGUAGAAACGCGAGCUCGAGGAGCAGCAUCGACGCUGGCCUUGGUUCGGAAGAGCCACUGACCCCCAAACACCAUCAUCAAUCCUUCCUCUCCCAUCUCCUGCACGGUUCCAACGCGCACAAGGAUAAACCGCAUUCGGCACCCGGUUCACCGGCACUUACGUCAUCGUCCGCCAAUUCCGCAGGUGGCACAGCGAUGCAGAAGAGCAAGUCCUCGAGCAGCGUGGUGCAUCACGGCAGCCGAUUGGUCGCCAAGAAGAUAUGGAGGUCCAGGAGCAAGAGCACCUCGAGGGCAUCCAAUCAACCCUCCGUCUGGACGCCGCAGGGAAAGUGUACAUGGGCGGGCACCAGUGGAAGACGUGUCACCCUGCAAGAUACUUCGUUGAGGUCACUGUCGGAAAUUGAGAGGAAAGUGCUGUGCAAGGUGGCUGUCGCGAAACUCCAGGCCCUCAACUUGGGUGUUCACAUCAGGCCGCCGAGUGAGUCACUUGGCAGCAGUUCCGUGGUCACGAAGCCCAAAAGGAGAGCACCUUUGCUCAAGAGGAAAGCUCUCACCACGGGUUUCUUCGACAAUAAAGGAAAAGAGGAUAAGGAGAAAGAUUCGCCGGGAGGCCUGGUAUUUGGUAUACCGCUGUCACAGUGUUUGGAGAACGAUAGGAUCGCUAGAAUCGCCGCUGGUGAGGUCUCGGACGUUGGUUGCCUGUCGAGGAGCAGCAGACACGGUAGCAGAACGAGUUUUACGAGCCUCAUCGAACCUACUGUCGCGGCUAAGACCGACGAGGGUGGCUCGUGCGAGUCGUUGUCGUCGAAAGGCGGAGCUCUAACCGGAAGCGACUCCGGGGUGCUCGAGCUGAGCGACAGCGGCGGAGGAGGCCCUCCAGGAGAAUGGGACGCGGUUCCCGGCGUAGUCAGACAAUGUAUCAGGCAUCUAGAAAAUACGGGCCUUCGGACGCUCGGUGUCUUCCGGGUGUCGCCUUCCAAGAAACGAGUGAGACAGUUACGAGAAGACUUUGAUUGUGGUCGUGAGACAAAGAUCGGACCCGAUCAGUGCCCUCACGACGUAGCGACCCUCCUCAAGGAGUUUUUUCGAGAUCUCCCGGACCCUUUGCUCUGCAGAGAUCUCUACCAAGCCUUCGUCCAUACACAGAAGAUCCGGAACAGGCGACUUCAGCAAGAGGCACUUCAGCAUCUCGUUCAGUUGCUGCCUACGCCAAACCGUGAGACACUCUGGGCACUUUUGAACUUUCUCAGCGUGGUGGCGGCGAACAGCGAAGAUCAAAAGAACGAGACAGGGGAUUGGAUACCGGGCAACAAGAUGGACACGAUCAACUUGGCCACGGUAUUCGCUCCGAACAUUCUCCACUGCGUGAAACCUGGACAAAGGUCCGAGGUGUCUGCGGAAAGGGCGGAAGAAAGGAUAGACGUGAUAAACGUGGUCAGAACUCUUUUGGAACACGCCUCGACGUUAUUUACGGUACCAGCCGCCCUUCUGGACGAAGUAUACUUGCACAUGAUGGACACCCAUCCGGCGGAUUUAGAUCUUGCGCUCUCUCGACGUGCCGAUGAGCAAUGCGGAGACGAGGCGGACCCGUGCAGCGAAGCCGAAACCUUCUCGGUCGAGGAGACGCUGACAAAGUCGACAACGUCCACGGCCGGGACGACCACGUCCACCAGAAAGGUGUGGACGAGGGAGCAGUGUCUUCACCAAACAGCUGGUGUUGGCGGUGAUAUAGGUCCAAGGCCCAGGCGGCCAAAGAGGCCUGGCAGCCGACGAAAAGAGGAAGGCAGAAGUAACAGCGUGGACAGUGGAUCCAGCGAGGAUCCAGCCGAUCCACGAAGGAGAUCCUCGCCGAUGGUAAUCACCGCCAGUCUUACCAUACCGAUGUCUGGAGCGUUCACGUUGAACCUCGACGAUCCAGACAUUCCUUACAUCGAGGAAACUCCUAAGCAACCUAGUGCACCGCCGAGAAGGCAGAGGCAGCGAUCGAUCUCCGGUUGCAGCGAAGGCGGAAGACACGGAAGCGACAGCGCGGUGGGUUCAUCCGCCACUUUGUCGGGCGACCAAGUUCCAAGCUCUCCACCCUCGUGGGCGUCAUCGCCGCCAGCCAGCCCUGACAGCGCGGUCACUGCUGUCUCCUACAUCCCCGACCAACAGGCCGUCCUUCAAAGGGUGUCGUUCACCACCUCGAGCGAGCUACGGCAAGUGACCAGGUCGAGCAGCAGCCAAGAGACGUCGAGGAGCACCGCGGCCCCGUACACGCCGAGCAUCACCAGCAUCGGUGGUGCGGUUUUGAGAUCGAAGACCGCCGACAUCGAGAGGAUGUUACACAUCUCCAGACCAGACACAGGCAUCUCGACGUCGCAGCAGAGCAAAACCAGCUCCACAACGUCCUCGGAGAGCAAAAAAUACACGAAGAGACGUUACACAGACUCGAGGCAUCAGACUCGUCACAUCCCCGAUUCCGAUACGUUGGCGGGGAAGAACACGGCCACGGUUUCGCCCUCGUCCUCCGUGACCAUGUCCUCCUCGUUGUCGGUGGCUGCCGCGCAGAACCAAAGAACCAGAGCACAGCCGGUGUGGAAACGACGGGAACUCAUCUCCAGCGCGCCCAAGGACAGGGAGGGAUACUUCUGAAUGUCCCUGAUCGGGCGAUCGAGUCGAAUGUCCUCGAAUGGAUCUCGAUGAGCAAUUUUCUCUUGGAACUCGUCUCUCAAGCUUCGUCAGAGAUUGGAGUUUCGUUGAGCGCUCGAUCGAAAGUUUUGUGUCGAUCUUAAGUAGAUAGGAACGGGCUGAAAAUUAUGUCGAGGAAGUGUGUACGAAUCGAUUGAUAAAUCGUACCUAAUCUUGCACUUAGGUACUGUUUAGGAAAUAAUUGAAUCAAGUAGUUCAAUUGCAGUUUCCAUUGCUUCCACUCCGAUGGAAUGUGAAAGACGAGAAUGUUGUACAUUUGUACAAAUUUUUCUACGACGAAGGUAACGAAAGGUUGUAUGUUCUUAUAGGUAUACUCAACUUUAAUAAUAAUAUUUUGAGACGUUUCGGGGGGGGGGGGAAGACUGACAAGCCUUGUGCCUUGACGUAUUCAAAUUCUAAAGUAUCAAAUGUUCCCCUAAACGAUGAGGUACUUAACGUAUUUAAUGAUCGUAAAUUACAUGACUUUUACAGUCUAAUCUUAAACAGGUUAAUGGUAAAUUUGAAAUUUAUGCGCUGAAUAAAUGAACCACGAAUAAUUUCGUGAGAAAAGAAAAGUUCAAAGAGGUCCAAACCGAGCAUACGAUUCGAUCGUCGAAAGUGUCCCAAAGUGAGAAUAAAAAAAAAAAGAAAAAAAAAAACAAUAUAGUCACUGCCGAUCAGGCGUGGCCUGGCAAAGUGUUCCUCGACACGUUUCUCGCUUCGGAAGUGAGAAAUCGUGUGUUCGACGUAUCGUGGGGUGUCUAUUGGUUCCUAGACUACCGUCCUCGCGCUCGCAAAGAUCUCCGUGACGAAACGCACGACUCUACACAUACACAAACACAUACACACACACUCUCUUUCUCUUUCUUAAUCUUUCUUUUAUCUCGUUUCUGUCUCUCCUCUCAUUCUCUCAACGAGAUUGUAACCUCGUGCUGUAACAAAUGAAUCGAACGAGAGGAUCUUUCUACCUUGCGAUUAAUUUAUACGGAAGAAAAGAAAAAAAAAAAAAUAGAAUCAAUCAGCAACAAAAUGGAACAUUGAUCUUGUAUCUACAUUCUGAUGUAGUAGCGACACGUUAGUAGCGAUUUGUAAAUUAUUUUUAUUACCCGAAGGAUUCGUCCGAGUUCCUCGUCGUGAAUUCGCGAGGACCGCAAUGCCGUGUGCAUCGUGUGAAUCCUCGACGAACCAAAGUUAAAGCAAGACUAGUCUCGAGUCCCUUGAACUUGUAUCGGGCCAUACUAUCUCUCUCUGGAUCAGCUGAGACAUCGUCGUUCGAUUUUUCUUCUCUUUUUUUUUUCUCUCUCUUUUCGAUGAAACGAAUAAUUACCGCCUUACGUACGCUGUUACGUACGCGGAGACGUAUGCAUUUCGUGAAAAUCGAAGACUAUUAUAUUUUUUCAUAGUUACCGUAGGUACCUAAUGGGACCGACAGUUUGUGAUCCAACGACGACGAACCAGCAGAGCCGAGCUAAUUAAUUUUAAUUAACUGGUUUCGCUCUUUCUCUCUCUCUUUUUCUCGCCGGGAGUUCUUUCUCUCGUUGCUCGUUACUUCUGUACUUCGAUAAAUUGCUCUUCGUGCACGAGGAAGACGCCUUGAAUGAAUCCGUGUACUGCCGUGAGAGACGCGUGGCCCGAAAGACGCUGUUGUUCGUCAUUUAAGUUUUCAUUUUCAGUCUGUAAGCUAAUAAAUGAAGGUUAAUUUUUUUACCA
Frieseomelitta varia is the source of this 7739-nucleotide messenger RNA. RefSeq lists its product as uncharacterized. The record is from RefSeq and is a predicted model, not a curated record. The transcript has 12 exons. NCBI's taxonomy places the organism in Eukaryota, Metazoa, Arthropoda, Insecta, Hymenoptera, Apidae. Bases 1806 to 5993 code for a protein of 1395 amino acids. Gene Ontology annotation, biological process: signal transduction.